AAAAGAUUUUUAAAAACUAAAAUAGUUGGAUGCCUGCUAAAAUGGCAAGAAUUUGCAUAACAGAGGAUCAUAAUGAGGUCCUGCCUCACAUCUAUAGAUCUAUUGGAUCAAAGAAACUCCCCAUCGAUGACAUCACAAUGGUGCAUUUCGAUUCACAUCCUGAUUUGUUAAUUCCCCAACACUUGGCUGCUGAUAGUGUAUUCGACAAAGAAAUGUUAUUUGAGGCACUGAGUAUUGAGAAUUGGAUUAUACCCGCAGUGUAUGCUGGUCACAUACAUCAUGUUAUUUGGGUUAAACCACCUUGGGCAACGCAAAUGCAAGAUGCAACAUACCACUUCCAGGUUGGCAAACAUAGAGAAACUGGCGAGAUCAGGGUGUCUUGCACAGAGAGUUACUUCUUGAGUGAAGGCCUCUACUCCCACAUUGAUGAGAUGAUAAACAUACAGCAAUUAACAUUGACAGUCCACACACUAAGGCCCUCUGGGAAAUAUCCUCCUUUAUAUCAAAGUGAUGAUCUUAGGGAAAAACAAGCAGACAUGAAUAAGGGAGAUGUUAGAGAUGAUGAUUGCUCAAAAUUAAUAAAAGACAGCCUGUCCAAAGAUAUAGAACACAAAACAAAUCAAUCAACAUUAAAACAAGACAUUUUGCUUGAGGAUGGUACUAGCAAAAACUGUCUUGACGAAGCAUCAUCAAAUAGUGCAAUUAAGAAGUCUCAAUAUCAGUGGAAUGAUGAGGGACCUACAUGUAAAAGGACCAAAUUAAACUCCAAUGACGAAGAAUCUUCAAGUAGUGCAGUAUGUAUUAAGAAAGAGAAAUCAUGUGCACAGUUGGACACAAAUGAAGAAACCCUAAAUAGUAAAACUGAUGCACAAACUGACUUUGAAAACAUUCAUGAUAUAUUAAGUAACACAAAUAAAUCUUUUAUCUUGGACAUUGACCUCGAUUUCUUCUCAACAAUGAAUCCAUUCAAGAUGGAGUUCACUGAAGGGCAGUAUGACUUGCUGAAAAAACUCUACUUCUUUGAGAGACCACUAACAGAAUCUGGAAAGGAUCUGGGAGAUUGUGUUACAAAGAGACAGCAUCAAAUUGCAGAAUUGGAGGUGUCUUUUCAGACCCUCAGUGAAACACAGGGGGAUCUCUCUUGUUGCCAUAACAACAGCCAAGCAUUCUACAAGCUUGUGACUAGUAUUAAGGAUACCAGGCCUGACAUAGACUGGAACAUGGUCCACUCUGCUGGCUGUACAUGUGAUGACACAGAUCUUCCUCAUCAUGUCAGCUCAGAAGAUGAAAUUGUUAAUUUUCAUGAAAUAGUGAAAGACUUCUUGAAGAUUAUGGAACUUCCAAAGCUUAUUACAAUCGCAAGGUCGAGUGUAGAUGACUAUUGCCCCAAAGACCAGGUGGACUUUAUACAAGAACAGACUCUAAGGCUAAUGCAAGAUCUAUAUGGACAGUGUGAUAUUGUAAAAGACUAUGAGUGAU
Messenger RNA from Owenia fusiformis, 1479 nucleotides. NCBI's taxonomy places the organism in Eukaryota, Metazoa, Annelida, Polychaeta, Sabellida, Oweniidae. The record is from the annotation of a GenBank genome assembly.